AUGCAAGCGAACGACAGCGUUCGGAACUUCGCGGCGGACAUCCAGAAAAUCAGAACAUGGAGCCGCAUAUAUGAGAAGAAGAUGGAGCUGUUUCACUUGAAAAGGUUAAUUCAGCAGGAAAUGGCAGCCGCAGCAGUAGCGGCGGAGGGCAGCGCGAAAAAAAACGAGGGCGCAGAAGGAAGAGGUAAAACGGACGGGGCGAACCUCAGCAGGGACCGGCAUGAAACGACGCCGACCAAUGCCAACGCAGGUAGAAGCAAACUGUCCUUUUUUUUGACCACACCUCUGUCGUACGAUAACUAUUUUAAUUUGAAAAAAAGUGAAAAUGGCACGGCAGUGUGUAGGAAGGAAAGGGGAAGGCUUCAGAACACAAGGGAGGGUGCGCUGCAGGAAAAGGGCGAUCAUGCUGAGCGCAAAGGGGGUAGCACAAGUGGUCCACAGAAAGUUCCUAUGCAGGGUCCACAAAACGUCCCCCUUACGAGUGAGCAGGAGGGCAAGCCAAAAGACAGAAUCACCCAGUGGGAGACCGCACACACAGUGGGGGGACGCUCUAAAAGCCCCCCCCCAAAGCAGCACCCCACUUCGCAGGUCGGUAGCAGCCACCCCGGGGGGAGAAACGACGCAGAUAAGUUGGGGAAGUCCCAGAAAAGGGGCAAGAACAGCCAAGUGGGCCACCACCUCUACAGCAGAACCAACGGUGCGCUCUCCAAUGUGAUUGCUACACUCUCUCUUGAAAAAAAGAAAAAGUAUUUCACCUGCGUGAGCAAACAACUUGAUGGUUACAUAAAGGAAGAGGUAAAGAGGGGAGUGCCCGAUCACUUGAGAGGGUUCGUAUGGCAGAUCUUAGUGCAGUCAUAUGAAUACAAAAAGGAGAGUAAAUUCACAGAAAGGAAUCGUGCAAAUGGGAGAGGAAGAAAUACCUACCAACACUACCUGAGCAUAACUAACCAAUACGAAACGGCAAUCAAGAAAGACAUGAACAGGACAUACCCCAAGCACAUUUUAUUUAAAAAUAAUUAUGAACAAGGUCAGCAAAUUCUUUUUAAUGUUCUAAAGGCCUACAGUAAUUAUAAUAGGAGUCUGGGCUACUGCCAAGGGAUGGCAUUCAUCGUGGCGACCUUCAUUCUUUAUGUGAAUGAAGAGGAUGCUUUCUUCAUGUUGAUAGCUUUGAUAGAGAAGUACCAUCUGAAUGACCUCUUCUCCUCUGAUAUGUCUUUGCUAAAUGAGGACCUGUAUAUCCUAGACCAACUGCUCCUUUUGUUUUUCCCUAAGAUUUCUCUCCACCUGAAGAAGGAAAACGUCCACUCGAGCAUGUUUGCCUCCCAGUGGUUCAUCACUCUCUUCUCCUACAGCAUUAGCAUCGUUUACGUAGUUAGGAUUUGGGAUUUCUUUUUCAUUCACAGUCACUCCUUUCUGUUUAGGGUGGCUCUGGCGUACUUUAAGCUGCAGGAGGAGGCCCUGCUUGGCGAGUCGUUUGAGGGGAUCCUCAACCGGCUGAAGGUGCUGUCCAGGCACGUGGAGCUGGACCUGCUGAUCGACACGGCCCUGGGGCUGGACCUGCCCCCGGCCACCAUCGCGCGCCUCUCCGCGGAGUACCGCCGGGGGGGCGGCAUAGCGGGGAGCGGCAAAACAGUAAUCGGGUGA
Molecule: messenger RNA, 1644 nt
Organism: Plasmodium vivax (malaria parasite P. vivax)
Lineage: Eukaryota; Apicomplexa; Aconoidasida; Haemosporida; Plasmodiidae
Product: TBC domain containing protein
Exons: 1
Coding region: 1-1644 (547 amino acids)
Source: RefSeq, a predicted model, not a curated record